CCCGCCCAUUCUGAAAGCUAGGGUUUUUCAGUUGCAGAGAGCCAAAGGUUUCUCCUCUCUGCCUCACAUCUCAACUGCUCUGCAAUACCCUCUUCACUUCCGCAGGGUCCACCAUGAGCAACGACAAGGAUAGCUUCAACGUUGCGGAUCUCGCUUCCGCCCUCAAUGACGAGGAUCGAGCUGGGCUCGUUAGCGCCCUCAAGAAUAAACUCCAGAAUUUGGCAGGGCAGCAUUCUGAUGUGCUCGAGAACCUCUCACCAGUCGUUAGGAAGCGCGUCGAAGUUCUCCGAGAUAUCCAGAGCCAGCAUGAUGAAUUAGAAGCAAAAUUCCUGGAGGAAAGGGCUGCACUUGAAGCUAAAUACCAAAAACUUUAUCAACCACUGUAUACCAAGAGAUAUGAUAUUGUGAAUGGUAUCGUUGAAGUGGAAGGAAUUCCGGAGGAGGCAGAAAAGAGCCAAGAAGAAGAUAAGGCUGGUGAAGAAAAAGGGGUGCCUGAUUUCUGGCUUAAUGCAAUGAAAAAUAAUGAAGUGCUAGCUGAGGAGAUUAACGAGCGUGAUGAAGGGGCUCUUAAGUAUCUCAAGGAUAUUAAGUGGUGUAAAAUAGAUGAACCCAAGGGAUUCAAACUGGAAUUCUUCUUUGACACUAAUCCCUAUUUUAAGAACUCUGUCUUGACAAAGAUCUACCACAUGAUUGAUGAAGAUGAGCCGAUUUUAGAGAAAGCUAUAGGGACGGAGAUUGAAUGGUAUCCAGGAAAAUGCUUGACCCAGAAGAUUCUCAAGAAGAAGCCAAAGAAAGGAUCUAAGAAUGCAAAGCCCAUUACUAAAACUGAGAAUUGCGAAAGCUUUUUCAACUUCUUUAGUCCACCUCAAGUGCCUGAGGAUGAUGAAGACAUCGAUGAAGACACUGCUGAGGAACUUCAAAAUCUGAUGGAACAAGAUUAUGACAUUGGGUCAACCAUAAGAGAUAAGAUCAUCCCUCAUGCGGUUUCAUGGUACACAGGGGAGGCUAUUCAGGGAGACGAAUUUGGGGAUUUGGACGACGAUGAGGAUGAAGGUGACAUUGACGAGGAUGAUGAAGAUGAUGAGGAUGAAGAUGAAGAAGAGGAUGAGGAUGAGGACGAGGAUGAAGAUGAGAAGAAGACGAGAAAGAAGAAGGGUGGGAGGGCUCAUGCAGGCGAAGGUCAACAAGGUGAGAGGCCUCCAGAGUGCAAGCAGCAGUGAUGUAUCCCAGAAGAAAAAGGUCAGAAAAAGAGGGGGAAUAUGUUUUCAGUUUGUCUUCUAUCUUCUGAUUGCUUGGUUUGGAGGAGAAAUCACAAGUUUUGGGUGAGAAAUGGCAGUCUUAUUCGUUUGGAGGGGGCAUAUCUCUCAUAUAGUCAAGUAGUUUGAUGAAAUGGUAUUUAUCGUUGUUGUAAGUUUCACAGACUGCUGAAAUAUGAAUCAUUUUUUAUUGUGUGCAAUUGGGUUCUGGUC
Messenger RNA from Punica granatum (pomegranate), 1469 nucleotides. The record is from RefSeq and is a predicted model, not a curated record. NCBI's taxonomy places the organism in Eukaryota, Viridiplantae, Streptophyta, Magnoliopsida, Myrtales, Lythraceae.